CGAAUAUCUGGAGCGCUGUCCUUCAUGUGUCAGCUCCGCUGUGUCUCCGGGCGAUGUGGCCCCGCACCCACGCCUGAAUCCUACACACACACACACACACACACAGAACCGCAUACACACACAGAAACGCAUACAUCAAACGUGCAGAUCUAGCGUGUCAGUGCAUUUGUUCACCUGGUGCUGGCAACUUCCCUUCUUAGCUCCUUGUCCCAACGGAGAUUGUAAUAAUUUGCUGUAGCGAGGAAGACCAGGAAAGGGAUGCUCUGGUCCUGCUCUUCGCCAUUGCCCUGACACACAUACACACAAGGCUCACAAGAGUGAGUCAGUGAUUCAACCGGUUCUUGUUUGCCGUGUGUGUACCACUGGCUCGAGAUAUCUGAGGCUGUAGCGCAGGCCCGCCCCCAGCUGCGCCACUCGCGACCGAUACGGAACCACAUAUCCAUUCUUGCGACGACGCAGCAGUCCCCUAUAUGAGACACCAGCCACAAGGAGGCACAUGCACACAAUCCCUGGCAACACACGUCGCCCACCUUGAGAAGUGGCUGGUGAGAUCGAAGGCAUCUUCAGCCUUGACUAUGCCCUGAUCCAUCGGUCACACGAGACAAGAGACAAGAAGACAAAGUCCAGAAGAUGCGCACAGGCGCCCCUGGCUAUCGAUGGUCUCUGCCGAUCAGUGUCUCACGGCCAGAAGAGACCAGUCCUCCGAGGCCUCGUCGGCAUCAUCUUCGGCGACGUCCGACACUCCAAACUGGUAGCUGAUGACGCUGCAUCGCUCCAGCAGCUCGUCCCGGAACUUUAGCGCCCACCGCCACAUGUCGAACAAACGCACUUCCGACUCAUUGGUGGCCACAAAGAGACGGGAAAGACGGCAACCCUGCAGACACAUCCAGGUGCGUUGUGCAUCGAACGAGCGUGUGCUGGCGGAGUGACUGGCUCACACUGUAGAAUGGUGUUCGCUUGAUGGAUGGCAGGUCCUCUGUCGAACACACCACGGACCGCAACACACCUGCCACACACAUCACACCAUAAGGCGGCGUAAUGUAUGUAUGUAUCAGUCUACCGUGCUCACUCAGUCUGAAUUGAGGCCGUGUCAUGUGAAAGUUGAGAAUCUCCCGCAGGGAGCAGUCAACACGAGUGCAAAACUCCUGAUCAACACACAGCAGGUCUCUCUGCACUUUCCCCCCAUCACACGCUCACCACUGCACUUUGCACUUCUCUCAAGGCGUCGCACUCGACGGACUUCCACACCAGUCUUUCAAGGAACAGAUCCACGUCUAGCAGCACCUUGUCGCUCUCCCACGACGGCCGCCCACCUCCCGACCUCCCUCGCUUGGAGUAGCCGAUGAGUGAGUGCUCCACCCGCUGCAGCCGGGACUGUGGCAGAUCGGUGAAAAGACGACGCACAACACCACUGGCGUCGUCAUAGCUGCAUGCAUGACACAAAGUGAGAGCAGUGAUUGAUAGAGGUGUCAUCUCUGGGUGUUCGUGGUGCGAGUGACUAACGUGAUGGCGGUGCGUUCGAGUGCGCUCCGUCCCUUGCGGCUUCGCAGCAGCCGGGCGUCGCUCAGCUCAACAGCUGGAGAGAGACCCCCCUCGAUUAAGUCUGUUUUUUCCGUUCGCUUGGUCUCUGGUCCGACCUUUUUCGAAGAGACGGACAGAUGAGAGAUACAUCGGCGUCUGGAGGAAGAGGUACAUCAUUCCAUCACCCGCCCGACCAUCCCCACAAAAUGUCUCCAUGACUUGCCUGUCCCCUUGCGAAUACGCCCAGAAACUGGGCGACAAGACGAACAGUCCCCGAAGAGUGCCUGAACACGCACGCACACAAUGGGCACAUGCACAUCCCUUCACGUGUGUGCGCAAGACCGACCAGUGCUCCCGAAAAGCGCCAACCAGAUCAAGCAGCUGACGAUAAGUGACAUGCGAGCACACGCAAUAAGCUCAUUGACUCGUGAUGGGUGAGACUUACCAAAUAGAGACGCUGUGCGCCUUGUGGUGCCUCUCUCUCAAUGAACCUGCGUUCAUGUCAGAGCAGAAGACACACCAGGACGGUGCUCAUGGACACAAGAGCCUGCCACAUGCCUGCCUACUUUUGCAGUGAGGUGGUGAAUGGAACAGGAUUGUACUCAGCGUCAAGUCUGCAGCAGAACAACAACCAGCAGCAAUGCCAGGUUCGUGCUUUUCAUCGCUAUGCACUCGUCGCUUACUCUGCGUGGAAGUCGACGAGCGCCCGGAGUAUCUCCAGAAAUUUCAUCUUGGACAGCACCUUCCCCGACGCAAGGCCAAGCAUCGCUUGCGGCCGGUAUCCUGUUCAUUCAGACACAUGGCGAUACAUUGGGCGCUCCAUCCGUGCACACAGUGACUGACAGACGAUGGCUGGCUUUACCCAGCUUCGCCGCCUGUAAACACCGCAUCGCAGCUAGGCUGUGCCUCAAAGUGUACUUAUUUGCAAACACGGAGCUCCGCGCUCACCACGAGGGUCGGUGCCCGGAUGGCUAGCUUGAGAUUCUGUUGGACACGAUCCACACUGCCUGAGACACACACAAGACCGGGCGCAUUGUUUCUGCGUCAGGAUGGACUAAAGCAAGUGACCAGCACGGUGCGCGUACGUCCUCUUUCGUCCUCUUCGCUGACGUCUGACCAGUCUUUAGUCAAAUCGUUCACCACUGUAGCACACACACAAAGAAGAGACUGAGGAUUAUCGCGGCAUUCAAUUCACUCCAACGGACGUACCAGGCAUGGCCUCGGCUUCUUGCUCCCCGCCGACGAAGAAAAGCUGCUUGUCCAUCUCACCGAGGAGACUCUCAACGUGAGCGUCAAAGGUGCAGUCCGUCUGCACCUCCUGAACACAACAGGGAGGGGGGAAGGAGAAAGCAGGGUCUCACCAUCGUGGAUACCUACUUGUGAGACCAUGAUCCGCUCCGCGGCUUUGGCUUCGAAGUGUCUGAAAGUCGCCAGAAAUCCCUUGAGGCCCUCAAACGUCGCCGCUGACUGCACCGAAAGAGACAUCUCUUCUCACACGUGACCGCGAAUGGUCAGACGGAUGUGCACUUGUUCGAGAAGGCGCGCGUGUUUGCCCUCCUCGGCGUCUAGUUUCGUCACUGAAGGAGAACAGCCGCAUAGACCUUGCUGCUUUUCUGUGCGUUUGCAGCGUACGUGUGCGCUCUAUCUCGUGGACCGUGUUGAUGUAGAAAUCGUCCUGGGGCUUCUCUGUCUCGCCAUCUGAUCAAGAGAAACCCUGCAAAUGUCACAAAAGGGCUCUUUUUGUUUUCAGUCUACCUUUCGGCUGGUUGAUUGCGUUCAUGGCUAUCCUGUGGGCGGCGUCCUCCACAGCCAACAUCCUGCAGACAUUCAUCCACGCAUUGGCACGUACACGGCAGCACCGUGCCAGCAGUGUCCCUCACCCUACCUCUGGUUGAUGGAUCGGUUCUCAUUCUUGAUGUUUUCGAGCACCCGCAGUGCCAGGUUGUGGUCCACUUUGAGCUGCAUGUGAUCGAAGUAAUCCUGGUUGUGCUCCUGAGGACCGGCAAGGGCAUCACAUCAGUGUCUCAUGGUCGUCUGACCGUGCACGCGCCAUUCUCACCGCUUCCUUCUUCUGUGUCUCAGCACGGAACUUUCCACACAAGUCGCGCAGCAUAUCUACAAAAACACCGGACACCAUGGCUGCCCGUCAAGCAGACGAUCGCCUUUCAGUACCAGCUUCGUUCUCCUUCUUAUUGAUGGUGCGAUCAUAAGAAUUGAGAUUCCUUCUCAGUGCUCCAAACGUUCGAUUGAGAUACUCCACCACAGCGCACCACAGGCGACUCACUACCUGGGCCAAAAGUGCGCAGUGGAAAGUGCACUGAUGGCUCAGCUCCUCAAACUGACCCAUUCACCAAUCCACACAUAUACACACACGUGGCGGACACACACGGAGACUGAGACAAGACAUGUCUUGCGUUGCUCACACCGCUGCUGAGUAAAUGGCCAUGUCUCGUGUGAAGUUCUCCUGCAGCGUCUUGGCGACGUCUUGCGGGGAAGCGGACGGGGCAUGCUCGAAUGGAACGAACGUCGACUCGCCCAGCAUCAGCCUGUCACUUAUCCACUCAUUCAGGCUCUCCAACUCGUGAUGGUGCGCUGCACACGCCACCGCAGACACAGACCAUCUUCAACACUUUACCGGGAACUCCGCCUGUCUGUCUGUCUGUCUGUCUCUGUCCGCCUAUCUAACCGUGGUUGAGGUGGCAUGGGGGAUAGGCUGUGGAGAUGGGCCGCCCCUUUAGAAGAGCGAUCAAGUGGUCGGUUAUGCCCCGCGUAUGGCUCAUCUCUAUGUGCUCCUGGCGACCACAUCUGCACAGGGGGUGACCAUCCGGAUCCAUGCAUCAUCCCGGCCGUGUACGUGUGUGUGUGUGUGUGUGUGGAACUGCCUUGCCUUGGCACACAGCUCCCUUUCAGCUGGGACGUAGCCUGCGACGACUGCUGACUCUCAAGGGAGGAAAAGUGGUCUGUACAUAUCGAUCGCCAUGAGGCGAAUAUCGCAUAUAAGUCAGUUAACAGCUUUGCUCUCAUUUACUUGGCAAGUGUGAGGACACGUCGAGCCGGCGUGCUCUCUGCGAUUGGGGCCUGGCGCGGUGUGGUGACAGAAGAGGGGAGGAGUCCACCACAUCCUCGCCCAGCACCUGCACUGACAGCUGACAGAGGGAUGGGUGCAGGGACGUGGCAUGGCUGUGCGGCGGUUUGGCUUUGCUUCUGGAUGCUUGCAGGCUCCGCCCUGUCAAGGGAGCCGGGCAACUCAUGAUUUGGGACGUGCGUUGAGCUCAAACGCUUUUAUGGACACCCUCGGAGGCCGGGACCGGUGAAGGGGAAGGGAG
Vitrella brassicaformis is the source of this 4847-nucleotide messenger RNA. Lineage: Eukaryota; Vitrellaceae. The record is from the annotation of a GenBank genome assembly.